This is a messenger RNA of Trichogramma pretiosum, 1056 nucleotides long. Its product is annotated as protein FAM166B-like. The record is from RefSeq and is a predicted model, not a curated record. NCBI's taxonomy places the organism in Eukaryota, Metazoa, Arthropoda, Insecta, Hymenoptera, Trichogrammatidae. The transcript is spliced from 8 exons. The coding region runs from base 1 to 1056 and encodes 351 amino acids.
AUGGUUGGCGUAGAAAUUCUUCAGCAACGAGAACCUUAUCAUAUACCAGGUUACACGGGCUAUUGCCCUCAACAUCGUUUCAUUUGCGGCAAGACUUUUGGGCAUCUGAGUCAUGAUCUGCUUCUCGAUCCCGAUACCAGACAUGCUGAAAAGCUUGCUCUGUCUGACAGGUCGAAAAAUUUUGAGGUGAGAAGACCAAAAAAAGCCGAUAUUCAGAUGGCAAAAUCAAAACUAGGCAGAAGCGAAGCUGUCUACAAUUAUCCUGUACUGUCCUCUUAUAAAGGGCACAUACCAUGCCUGGGACAAUUGCGCGAUCGGCCCAAGGAAGUACAAGCGAUCAAGGGCAUAGCGAGUUUCAAGCGAAAGUUUCUCAAAGAGAAGGCGAAGCGCGACGAUCUGCGAAAAGUCAUCGAGCUGCAAACUUUUUGCAAAUGCCCAAACCCCAUGCAAGAGACUUUGUUGACUCCGAGCAAGUACGUGAUGCCGGUGAUCACCGUCAGGCCUGAUCGCGCCGGUAAGUCGCGAUACGAGUACGUGAACGAAAAGUACGUCGAACCGAAGGAGUGCUGCACCUCGCCUUAUUUCAUGAACACCAUGAAUCCGGAAAAAUAUUUCGUAUCGGGCUUCACCGGUCACAUUCCCAAUCGUUGGGCUCACUUCGGCAAAACUCACAAGCAAAUGUCGAGCGAUGGUCUGAGAGAUUUCACGUCCAAGUAUUUACAUAAAAAAAUGACCGAUUGGAAACCUUUGACAAUUGCCGAUAAGAGACAGGAUAAGUUUCAAAAACCUUUGGCAGUUGAAAUUUAUCAAAAGAACACUCCGAUUCUGCCAAAAUACACGGGUCACGUGCCAGGUUUUCAAUUCAGCAUUGGCAAGACUUACGGAACUGCAACGAAAGCUGCGCAUCAUACUUUAGAGGAACAUUUAUUUUCUUUGAAAAUGAACAAGUGUAAAAAAAAUGAGCAGCCCGUGAACUUUGCACGAAUGAAAACGAAAACAAUCAGCUCAAUCUAUCAUAUGCAAAAUCACACGCUUGAAACUUACAUAAUAACAUAA